Molecule: messenger RNA, 3253 nt
Organism: Pangasianodon hypophthalmus (striped catfish)
Lineage: Eukaryota; Metazoa; Chordata; Actinopteri; Siluriformes; Pangasiidae
Gene: gipc3
Product: GIPC PDZ domain containing family, member 3
Exons: 6
Coding region: 83-1084 (333 amino acids)
Molecular function (GO): protein binding
Source: RefSeq, a predicted model, not a curated record
UCCUGUUACCUGGUUACCCUCAUCACUAAUUCAACAUCAGACCCAGCACGGGGCAGCUGUGUGUGUGUUCUGGCCAGACAGCAUGCAGAAGGGCUCGGGGAAAAAGUGUGAAGACGGACUGAUGCAGGACGGAGACGCCAUGAGCCCACAAACGCAGGACUCAAAGAACUCGACUGGGGAGGAGGAAAGCAGUGUGGUGCCCUCUGCUCCACCAUUACCUACUUCACCCCCUUCUCCACCGUGCCAGAGACCGAAAUUGAUAUUUCACACUCAGCUUGCUCAUGGAAGUCCUACAGGCCGCAUUCAUGGCUUCACCAACGUAAAAGAGCUCUAUGCCAAGAUCGCAGAGGUUUUCAACAUUUCUCCCUCUGAGAUCCUCUUCUGCACUUUAAAUUCACACAAAGUGGACAUGCAGAAGCUGCUGGGGGGGCAGAUCGGCCUCGAGGACUUCAUCUUUGCUCACGUCCGAGGAGAAACCAAAGAGGUGGAGGUCACUAAAACAGAGGACGCCCUUGGCCUGACCAUCACCGAUAAUGGCGCAGGAUAUGCUUUCAUUAAGAGGAUAAAAGAGGGCAGCACCAUUGACCGGCUGAAAAACGUGUGUGUGGGUGAUCACAUCGAGGCCAUUAAUGACCAGAGCAUUGUGGGAUGUCGUCAUUAUGAAGUGGCCAAGAUGCUGAAGGAGCAGCCGCGAGGAGAGCCGUUCACUCUCAGACUGGUGGGACCCAAGAAAGCGUUUGACAUGAUUGGUCAGCGGACACGAGCACCCAAAUCCAGCGAGGGCAAAAUGGUCAGUGGGAAAGAAACUCUGCGUCUGCGCUCGAAAGGAACGGCGACUGUUCAGGAAGUGCCCAGUGAGUUUGAGGAAAAGGCCAUUAAGAAGGUUGAUGAUCUUCUGGAGAGCUACAUGGGCAUACGGGAUCCUGAACUUGCAACCACAAUUGUAGAAGCCGCCAAAGACAAGCAAAAUCCAGAUGAUUUCGCCGAGGCUCUAGACUCUGUCCUGGGGGAUUUCGCCUUCCCUGACGUCUUUCUGUUUGACAUCUGGGGGGCUCUAGGGGAUGUAAAAAAUGGCAGAGUUUAGGCCAAUUUUUCAACCUGGCUGUGUCUCCCGGUAUUCUUACACUGAGACUUACACUGAGUAUUAUCACAGUAUUCUCCUAUCAGAUGUAACUGCUUUUUUUUUUUUUUCAAACCUUGGUUGCAACUGCCUGUCCAUAAUUCAACAAGAGAUUUAGAGAUGUCACUUCAGUUUCACAUGUUUAUUAUUAAACUCUGACAGUCCUGAACUCACAGCAUAAACUGCAGAACUAACACUGCCCCGGCAAACCCCUGAGUGCAAAGACCAGAAGUAUACAGUGUCAUUAAACCCGUUUUUUGAAGCAAAAAAAUGUCAGAAGACCUCAUAUAUGAACCAGUGACUGGGGAAAACAGUGACUGUGAGAUUCUAAAAAACUUAUACAAGUUUGGUAUUGAAUGUUUGCUACUUUAUCAGAGGUUCAAAUUUUAAUUGAUUUGUUAAGCCAUGUUUAAAAUCAAUUGAUAAUUAUAAUAAAACACAACUAUCUCAAAACAUUGUUGGUGCAACUCACAUUUACAUUUGAAAAUAUACACUAUCCUUGUGACGUUACAAAACCGUUUACUGGAAAGUGAGAUCACAAAAGCUUAACGAUCUCAUUUGAAGGUAUAUACUGUAUGAAAAAGAUUUUGGUGAGAUUAAUAUAUCCUGGCUCAACUACAUUUGGGCAAAGUGUAAGCUUGAGUUUCAGUGAAAUAUUAAUUUAAUAUUUAAUGAUCAGCAAAUGUACACAAUGUAUUCAGAGUAAAACACUGAAUGCUUGAAAAACAAAACCCAUUAUUUAAAGUUCAGCAUCUGGAAGUGUUUUUCAGACCUGCAUGGAAGUGAAUAUUACUCAAUGGCUUUUCUGAACACAUCUUUGAGUCACAACAUGAUGUGCAAUUCAGUUACUGUUUAUCACUAUUUGCCUUGAAAGAGUACUGGCUGAUGACCAGGGAUGGGAAAAAUCCACAGGAUCUGUAUCCAUUUAUACUGUUUGAACACUGUGUUUGAGUCUGUCCAUGUAAAGGUCACUUCAUUAUAUCCCAUAAAAGACCAGGUUGCUUUAUAACCACAGCUGUAUGGGAGCUGAACUGAAUUGGCAAGACUUGACAUGAAUACUCUUCAGUUUGAUCUUUGGGCCUAUUAUGUCUCUCAUGCUACCUAACGUUUGCUUACAAAUGAAGGUCUUCUUUUCAUGUGCGGAUAUUUUAUGUAUUGUGUAUAUAUGAAAUAUGACAUGAAUUACUGCAGUAAUGUUUGUCUGCAUUAAAGACUCGUAGUAGCACAUAGAGGCCUGGACUUCUGCACAUGUUUUAAAGGGGAACAGUCACAUAUGGUUAUUUUAAGGAGUGGAAUGGACUACUCAGAGCUUAAAAAAAAGCAGCCAUGAUACAUACCAUUAAAGCCAUUUUACUGAAAUUGGUCAUCGGACUUAACUCCCAAGAAGAAAUAAAUGUCAUGUCAUACAUAGUGGCAUAUUAACUUGCUAAUUGUAUAAAAAGUGGUCAUACAAACCUGAAAUAUAGAUUGUAGUUGUUAUAGCUGUCUGUGUUCACAGUGGUAUAGGGGUGUAACACAGUGUAACUAUCUGUAUUUAUAUCUGUUUUGUGCUCCAAAUAUCCAUAUCAGAUUUAAACCGUAGAUGUGUGUGUCAGUUCCUCAACCUCACCAUGACUCCAGCUCAAAACUGGUCUCAACUUGAGAUAACUUUUUAACAAUUAUUAUUAUUUUUUAAUUCAGCUCACACAGUUAUUAUUUUUGUAUGCAGUACACAUAUGAGAAUUACCUUACACAGUUUCACUGUUAUGAUAUCCCUGGAAAUUUCCCACACAGUAACACUGCAUAAUUAUGUGGGGCUUAGGAUGAAUAGUAUGCAAGUACAUCCAAAGAAAUCUAUCUAUUUCAAAAUGUCAUAUGAUUUUUUAAAAUUUUCCUCAGAAUUGGUGCAGUUGGACUUGAUCACAUCACUGUUUGACUGAGUGACUGUUCCACUUUAAAUGUAAUGUGGAUUAUGGACACUGCAUCUUGAACAUCACCUUAGUUUCUAUGCCAUUUAUUUAUCACAAACAAAUUGUGUGGAUUUGUCUUAUCAUGUUUUAUUUAUACACUGUAUAGAUAUCUUGUACUAUUUUCAAAGUGAAGACCUGAAAAUGUACAGCAUCUUGGAAGUUAUGUCACUAAGUUACCAAUAAA